ACUCCGAAACCGUCAAUGAACAUAUGUGAAAGCAUUAGUAUAAAUAUACAAGCGAUUCCGCUGCCAGCAUUUUGAAUAAUAACUUCAGACACUAAGUAUUUUCCGCAAUAUUUGAUGUAAAAAAAAAACUGUCAAUUGUAGUAACACGUGUAUCGUGUAUCCUAUACCUUUUGGUUAACGUGUAUAGUGUAGAAGCUUGGUCGUAUACUUCAAAGUGUUUACCGAAUAUGUUCAUAUAUCAAAUAUAUACAUAUACACCUCUUCGUUGAUAACGGUAUGAUUCAUACUAGUUGCAGGUGGGUGCACGUAUAUAUGUAUGUAUAUAUAUAUAUAUAUAUGCAUUUGUUGAAUCUUGUAUUGCAUCAGUAUCCGUUAGAACGUCAAAGCGAACGAAUACAAUACUUUCCAGAUAGUGCGACAUUCGCACCGGGUGUAUAAGAUAAAUUGCAUAGUAUUGCAUCUAUAGUGAAAUUUAUAUAUUUGAUAUAACAUGACGAGAAAAGGUGGGAGAAAUAAGAAGCAGCCUGGAGAAUUAGGUUCCCCGAGUGCAUCGACCUCAUCGGCACCCGUAGGAUCCCAAGAUCGGUUCCUCAGGCUCAUCAGCAUGCGAGACAGCAAGAUCAACUACAGUCUCAGCAUCAGUUUCCUUCGCAAUUGUCUCAGCAGCCCCAACAACGCGAACGAGAAUAUGUUUGGUCCGUUAGAGGCAGGGGCCAAGGCAGAGGUUUCGGGCAUCCAGCUGUGGGAUCGCAGCCGAAUAUUUCUUACCAUCGUCAACAACAGCCAUCGCCGCAAGAAAAAACUGCUUGGCAGCGACUGCCACAACAACAACAACCUGUUCAGGAGCAAAGCUUUUGGCACCAGACACGGCAGGCACUUGAGGAGCAACGGCGUCCAGAAGGAUCACCGAAAAUUAAAGUAUAAAUAUACAAAAAACAUAAAUUACAGGCUUUGAAUAGUUUUUAUCGGUUUUGUGAUUGACAUAUUUGAUAGAUUUUUGAAACUUCGAAAAUUCACUGUAUGCAUAUUUUUAGGCUGCUGAUGUAGUUCAUGAAACAGCUGAACUCUUAUCAGAAGUAUCUUUGCACGUAUGUACUACAUGCAAUAAUAGAUUACUUUUCCCUAUCCCUAGAUAUAAAAAAGUCAUGAUCGGAUGAAGUGAUGCCAAUAAUGCGUCAAUAUGAUUGGCUCAUGUAGUGCGCAUGCGUUCCCUAUAUAAAAAAGUCAUGACCGGAUGAAGUGAUGCCAAUAAUGCGUCAAUAUGAUUGGCUCAUGUAGUGCGCAUGCGUUCCCUAUAUAAAAAAGUCAUGACCGGAUGAAGUGAUGCCAAUAAUGCGUCAAUAUGAUUGGCUCACGUAGUGCGCAUGCGUCAAAAGUAUCGUUAGAAUUUUUUGAUUUGUUUUUGAUUUCUAAAAUUGAUGUAAUAUAAUACUAUAAUACAUAUCAAAUUAUAAUUUGUGUAUUUGUAAUAUUCUAGAGACAUUCUACUCUCGAGACAUAACC
Messenger RNA from Nasonia vitripennis (jewel wasp), 1503 nucleotides. RefSeq lists its product as uncharacterized. The transcript has 2 exons. The record is from RefSeq and is a predicted model, not a curated record. NCBI's taxonomy places the organism in Eukaryota, Metazoa, Arthropoda, Insecta, Hymenoptera, Pteromalidae. The coding region runs from base 491 to 955 and encodes 154 amino acids.